Molecule: messenger RNA, 858 nt
Organism: Triticum turgidum subsp. durum (durum wheat)
Lineage: Eukaryota; Viridiplantae; Streptophyta; Magnoliopsida; Poales; Poaceae
Source: the annotation of a GenBank genome assembly
AUGAUGCCGCCCAUCGACGCGUCGGAGAUCCCCUGGGUCAGCUUGGCCAGCACCAGCGCCCCUGAGAGGCGCAGAACCAACAUCCAGAAUGUCCUCAAGACCAACCUGUCGAUGCCACUCGCCGAGGUGGUCAUCUGCAACACUUCUAUGGAGUUGGAGCCCGACGCUCUGGCCCUCCUCCCCAACGCGCUGCCUCUCGGCCCGCUGGCCGCGCCCACGUCGAGGCCGGCCGGGCACUUCUUGCCCGAGGACCUCGCCUGCCUCGCCUGGCUCGACGUGCAACCCCCCGGCUCCGUCGUCUACGUGGCCUUCGGCAGCUCCGGCUUCCUGGACGCAACGCAGUUCCAAGAGCUCCCCGACAGGCUCGCGCUCUCCGGCCGGCCGUUCCUGUGGGUGGUCCGCCCAAAGUUCACCACCAGACCCGGGCAGGACCGGUUCGACCUCGACGCGUUCAGGCGGGUGCGUGGAGGGGCAGGGGCUGGUGGUGGGGUGGGCGCCGCAGCAGCGCGUGCUCUCGCACCGCUCCGUGGCAUGCUUCGUGUCGCACUGCGGGUGGAACUCGACCGUGGAGGGCGUGUUGCACGGGUGCCGCUCCUGUGCUGGCCCUACUUCGCAGACCAGUUCUGCAACCAGAGCUACAUGUGCAACGUGUGGGUCACCGGCGCCAGGCGCCGGCGAGACAAGCGAGGGGUCAUGGCGAAGGUGGAGAUCCAGAGCAAGGCCGCGCGGCUGCUCGGUGACGAGGGGGUCAAGGCGAGGGCCGCGGCGUGGAAGGAGGUCGCGUGCCGCAGCAUCCGGGAGGGAGGGUCCUCGCAUCGGAACUUGCUCAAGCUUGUCAGCUUGCUGAGACAACAAUGA